AUGGAUGAAGAACCUUUAACAAAUACAUCAAGAUAUCUACUUACUGAUAAACAAAAUAGUCCAAGACCUUUACUUGAAUCACGAACAAAUGAUGAGAGUAUUGAUGCUUCACCUGGAAAAACGGAAAUUGGUCGAUCAACAAUUGAUAUUCGUGAACCAACAUCUGAACAUUUGACUGCAUUACAAAAUGCUUUUAAUAAAAUUCUCAAUGAACGUUUAUUGUCAGAUAAUAGUUAUAAAUUACGUCAAAUUGUUUAUAAUAAACUACGACAAAUUAUUCUUACAGCACAAUCAGAUUGUCAAAUAAAUUUAUAUGGUUCAUUAUUAUUUGAAUGUUGUUUGGAAAAACCCGGUAUAAUGGAUAUUGAUAUACGAUUUAAACAAACACUUCAAUAUGAUACACUUAAAGAAUUACUUGAAAUAUUAACUAAAAGUGAUUUAUGUAAAGAAGCUCGUAUUGAUACUGAACAUAAACCAUCUUGUAUUGAUAUGAUUAUUAAUGAACCAAAUAUGCGUGUACGAAUCACAUCGGGUUAUAAUCGUGGAAUAAAUUUAUCAAAAUUAAUUCGAAUCUAUACAAAAUUUGAUUCACGUCUAAUAAAAUUACUUCGAUUAUUUCGAAUACUCGCAAAAACAUGUAAUAUAGAUAAACCAGAUUUAGGUACACUUCAUCCAAUUGUCUUUCAUGUAAUGGUUAUUCAUUUUCUUCAACAAGUUGAUCCACCUAUUUUACCAUGUCUACAUGAAUAUGUAUAUGGAAUUGAUCAUGUCCCAAUAACAUUGAAUGAAAAUCAAUAUCCGGAAUUUUUUCGUAUUUCAAAUGAAUACUCACGAGAAUGGAAAUCAGAUAAUAAAACAAAUAUUGAAAUGCUAUUUUUACAAUUACUCUCAUAUUAUAUUAAAACAUUUAAUACAAAACAAUUUAUUGUUUCAAUUCAAACACGAAUGCCUAUUGUUAAAAUUGAUAAAAAUUGGCAUAGUAGAAAAUUACUUGUUGAAGAUCCAAGUGAUAUCAAACGAAGUUUAUGUCAAACAAUGCAAGCUUCACGAUCAUUAAAUUAUUUUCGUGAUACAUUAAAUACUGCUUUAAAUUAUUUUGGUCGCAAACAAAAAAAAAUGAAAAAAUCUCAAUUGAAUUCCAAUGAUAAUAAUGAAGAUGAUUUUAUUGAAAUAAUUGUUGAAGAUGAAAACGAAAUUCCAAUAAUAGCAUCAACAAAUGCAUUACAUUGUUCAUAUGAAUUAUUUUAUAAACGUUUAUCACCAACAAUUCUACGUGAUAUAAAUAUUCGUCAACAUCGUGUACGUGAUUAUUAUAAAAAAACAUUUGAAAACAAAUUACCUGAACCAAUAAUUAAAUUAAAUUCUUUAAUAGAUCAACAAAUUGAUAAUAUAAAUGAUAAUGAAAUUGAAGAAGCAUUUCAACAUGAUCUUGAACAUAAUUUUGAAACUAUGGAUGCAAAUGACGAUGAAGAACAAAAUAUUUUAUUAGAUAAAAUUACAAUAAAUAAUGAUUAUGAUGAGAAUUUAAAUACAGAUUUCAAUGAAAUUCAUAUUGAGAAUGAUUUUGAUCCGAAACAAGCAGUUCGACAAUUAUUUUUAACUACUAAUGAAGAAGAAAAAUCGAAUGAAUGCAAUCUUUCAUCAUCAAUUACAUUAGAUAACGAACAAGGUAUUGAAACUAUUUAUGAUAAUAAAUCUUCUAAUAAAAGUGGUGAUGGAUAUAAAUUUCAUAUUGAUAAACUUCUACAGAAUCUCAAUAAAAAACAGAGACGCAUCUUACUUCGAGAGUAUGAACGGCAAGGUAAAAUUAUCAAUGACAAAGUCAUUGAGAUUUCUGAAAAUUUUCAAUCAUCAUCAUCGAAAGAUAAUGUCGAUAGUCCAAUAGAAGAAAACAUUAAUAAUUCAUCUAUUGUAUCAUCACCAAUAAAAGAUGAACAACCGAUAUCUUCAGAUAAUCCAUCUUCGGAAUUUUUCUACGAUUUUCAAGCUGAAAAUUUUCAUGCUGAACAAGGUGCACCAUUUGUUUGUACAAUAUGCAAUGGUGUCGGUCAUUUAAAAUCUGCAUGUCCAGAUUUAAUUGUGCCAAAUAUGAUUGAUUUACCUGCAAUAAGUCAAGAAUGGAUUAAUAUUCUUUCAAAAUUAUGUUCUCAUAUAACCGAACAAUGUAAACCAACAUAUAAUGAUAUAGAAAAUCGUGAAAAAAUUUUGAGGUUAUUACAAAAACAAUUUGAAAAAGAUUAUCCAGAUUGUAAUUUACAUGCAUUUGGAUCAUUUUAUAAUGGAUUUGGUUUUCGACAAAGUGAUCUUGAUGUUUGUAUUGUUUUUAAAGAUCAAAGAGAAGAAAAUACUGAUGAAGUUAUUCAAAUCAUGAGAAAAAUACUUAAAUCGUUGAGAUCAAAUGCUGAAACAUUCGAAAAUGUACAACCAGUAUUUCAUGCAAAAGUACCAAUUAUACGUUCAAGACAUCGACAAUUACAUAUUGAUAUUGAUAUUAGUCUUCAUAAUAUGCUUGCUAUUGAAAAUACACGAUUAUUAAGAACAUAUACGGAAAUUGAUUCAUGUGUAUCUCAACUUGGUUAUAUGGUAAAACAUUUAACAAAAUUAUGUGGUAUAGCUGAUGCAAGUCGUGGUACAUUAUCAAGUUAUGCAUAUAUAAUAAUGGUUAUUCAUUUUCUUCAACAAAUUCAACCACCUGUUUUACCUGUUCUACAAGAACUGAGUGAUGAUCCAAUAACGAAAGAUUUAAUGUAUAGAAAAUGUUCAAUAUGGAAUGUAUAUUUUUAUGAUAAUUUAGUUAAACUUAAUAAUUUAUGGAAAAAUGAAAAUAAAUUAUCAGUUGGUGCAUUAUGGAUUGAAUUUUUACGUUUUUAUACUGAACAAUUUAAUUAUGAUGAACAUAUUGUUACUAUACGACAGAAAAUACCAUUAUUAAAAUAUGAAAAAGGAUGGUUUAGACAAACAAUAUCUAUUGAAGAUCCAUUUGAAUUAAGUCAUAAUUUAGCCGGUGGUUUAUCUGUUCGAAAUUGGACAAGUAUCCGUCGAGUAUUUAUUCGUGCACGACAACAAUUUGGUUUACAACCAAAAGAUAUUGAUCUAUCAAUGCCAGAUAUGCAAUUUAUUGAAAUAAGUCUAUUCAAUAUUAAUGAUCCGUAUUCAACAAAUGCUCCAAAACGAUGUCCUGAAUGUAAAGGACCAUAUCAUAUUCGUAAACGUUGCCCAAAAUUAAUCACAUUAGCAGAUGAAAAAGAAAAAUUAAAACGAAUGGCUAUAUCCGAACAACAACAACAACAACAACAACAACAAUACGUAUUAAUGAAUAAUCAUUAUCCAAUAUAUUUCAAUAAUUCUCCAAAUAAUAAUUCUCAAUUUUCUGUAAAUUCACAAUAUUAUUAUCCAAUACAUGGAUAUCAAUAUCCCUUUCAAGUCAUACCUCAACAACGUAUUUGGACACAACCAUAUUCAAAUGAAAGACCAAUUGUUUAUCAAAAUUUUAAUUAUUAUUCUAAUGAUCAACAACAACAACAACAAAUAAAUAAUUCGAAUCGAAUAAAUUAUUCAAAUAAUCCACGAAAAAAAUGUUAUGUAUGUGGAAGUUCAAAUCAUUUAAAAGCUCAAUGUUCACAAAUUCAAACAAAUACGAUUCAACGAUAG
Molecule: messenger RNA, 3651 nt
Organism: Adineta steineri
Lineage: Eukaryota; Metazoa; Rotifera; Eurotatoria; Adinetida; Adinetidae
Source: the annotation of a GenBank genome assembly